AUGACAAAGACUUACGUGAAAUCCAAGGAGAUGUCAGAACUGGUCAACACACCAUCCUGGAUGGACAAAGGUCUGAGUUCCCAGAAUGAGAUGAAGGAGGAAGAAAGGAGACCGGCUGCUUAUGGGGUGCUUGGCAGCUUAGCUGAAGAGCAUGACAGUAUAGAGGAGGAAGAUGAAGAGGAAGAGGAUGGAGAGAGGCCCAAGAGAAGAGGCCCCAAGAAAAAGAAAAUGACAAAAGCUCGCCUUGAAAGAUUCAGGGCUCGAAGGGUCAAGGCCAAUGCCAGAGAGCGGACUCGGAUGCACGGUUUGAACGACGCCCUGGACAACCUGCGGAGGGUCAUGCCAUGCUACUCUAAGACCCAAAAGCUCUCUAAGAUAGAGACGCUGAGACUGGCCAGAAACUAUAUUUGGGCUUUGUCGGAGGUCCUGGAAACUGGCCAGACCCCGGAAGGGAAGGGCUUCGUGGAGAUGCUCUGUAAAGGGCUCUCUCAGCCCACAAGCAACCUGGUGGCUGGGUGCCUGCAGCUGGGCCCUCAGGCGGUGUUUCUGGAGAAGCACGAGGAGAAAUCCAUCUGUGACUCUGCCGUCUCUGUCCAUAGCUUCAACUAUCAGUCUCCCGGGCUGCCCAGCCCUCCAUAUGGCCAUAUGGAAACACAUCUUAUUAAUCUCAAGCCCCCAGUAUUCAAGAGCUUGGGAGAACCAGCCUUUGGGAGCCAUCCACCUGACUGCAGUACCCCACCUUAUGAGGGGCCACUGACUCCACCCCUGAGUAUCAGUGGGAACUUUUCCUUGAAGCAAGAUGGCUCACCCGAGCUGGAUAAAUCAUAUGGCUUCAUACCACACUAUCCUACUGCAAGUCUAAGCUCAGGACACAUACACUCAGCUCCCUUUCAGGCGGGUACUCCCCGUUAUGACGUCCCCAUUGAUAUGUCCUAUGAUUCCUACCCCCACCCUGGCAUCGGGGCCCAACUCAAUACAAUCUUCACUGAUUAGGGCAGUAAGUAUCAGCAUUUCA
Messenger RNA from Talpa occidentalis (Iberian mole), 1015 nucleotides. It is a transcript of the gene NEUROD4, whose product is annotated as neuronal differentiation 4. The record is from RefSeq and is a predicted model, not a curated record. The transcript has a single exon. NCBI's taxonomy places the organism in Eukaryota, Metazoa, Chordata, Mammalia, Eulipotyphla, Talpidae. Gene Ontology annotation, biological process: nervous system development; regulation of DNA-templated transcription. The coding region runs from base 1 to 993 and encodes 330 amino acids. Gene Ontology annotation, molecular function: protein dimerization activity.